AUGACGGGCCUACAGGUUACAGAAGCCCAUAGCCCAUUAGGUAGAGAAGCCCAAUAUCACCCCUUGUGGAUUGUGGUUGGAUCACGUCAACCGCCAUAUACGCAUUACUCUUUCUCAUUGGCAAUUCGUCGAACACCUUCAAUAAAAUUAGCUAAAAACUCAUAAUUAUCAUCCUCGAUGCAUAACACAAACCCAUCCAAACAACCAAUCCUAAUUGCACGGUUGUCGCGUGGUAACCACGCACCAACUGCCUCUUCCUUAAUGUGUGGGCCCUUCGCUCCAUCUUAAGCCUCUAUAUCACGCUCCUAUGGUGCGCGUUGGAACCCUGCUCAAAGCGCGCUAGAGAUUUUUGCCCUAAUCGCCUGCGAACGUCCUCCCUUAUCCUGAGAAUAUGUCUUCGCUUCGAUGAAUAAAUUCUUAUAAAUCGACGAUGUCUUCUCCUCGGAUCUUUACGCUACUCGAAUCGUCAAUCGUUUCGGCUCUCUUUGCAGCUUUUCGAUUCUCUGUUUGAUUUCUCUUUAGGAAUGGAACCGAUGGACAUCGUUGGGAAGUCCAAAGAGGACGCUUCUCUUCCCAAAGCUACUAUGACCAAAAUUAUUAAGGAGAUGCUGCCUCCAGAUGUUCGCGUUGCGAGAGAUGCGCAAGAUCUUCUGAUUGAGUGUUGUGUAGAGUUUAUUAACCUUGUUUCAUCUGAGUCCAAUGAAGUUUGUGGUAGAGAGGAGAAAAGAACAAUUGCACCUGAGCAUGUGCUCAAGGCUUUACAGGUUCAUCAUCAAUUUGAUUCUUUUCUUGCAUAUUUUUGCGUGUUGUCUUCCCCUAUUUUACUAUUUCUGUUCUUAAUGCAUGGUAAAAUAACCAUAUCACUUUCAUUUGACGUUAUACUAGUCAGUCUUAUGCACAUGCACAUGCUCAAGUCAGUCUUAUGCACAUGCACAUGCUCUUUUCAUCGUUGUAGACUGCUCAAAGUCAGAUCUUGUGCACAUGAUUUUGUAGCUAUUGCUUUCUGCCUUGUUCCAUUCCAUCUCUUCUAAUAUCAUUGUACAGUCAAUGGUUACAUAUUGGGUGAUUGAAGGUAAUUUAGAGCUAACUGUGCUUUUUUCUUCUAUGAAGCAAAAAAUAAAUAGAUAAAUAAAAACUCCCAAAGUCAAUGAAUGGAUGUUCAAUUUUUUUUUUUUUUUUUUUUUUUGGGAGUAUCAGAGAUAGCCCCAUGGAUUGUUGAGACAGCUGUUGAUGUGGCAUUUGGAUGAAACAUGUAGUUGUAUCCGUGCACUCCGACCUUAGUUGAGCUAGAUGGAUUAUGUAUUUAGAGAGAUGAUACAACUUCGGCUUAAAUAUUUUUUGAAAUCAUAAGGUUGUCGCCGUGUGACCUGGAGGUCACCGGUUUCAGGUGUGGAAACAGCUUCUUGCAAAAAUGCAAGGUAAGAUUGGGUACUAUAAACCCAUUGUGAUCCGCCCCUUCUCCGGAUCCCCACAGACAUGGGAGCUUUGUGCACCGGGCUGCCCUUUUAUAAGGUUUCUAUAUGGCCAUUGAACACUGUUGUUUGUGGUCUCCUUUUAUGUUUUUUUAAAUGCAAUCCAACAAAUCAAUCUUAAAAUAGCAAAUUGGGAAGCAGCUUGUGGUGCUACGGCUCCUUAGUAUAAAAUUGAGACAAAAUCUUGUAUUUUUACUAUAUUUUACCAUAACACCCUAAUUUAUGUUCUAUAAUCUACCAAACUUCAGAUACUCAGUUUUGACAAUGUUGCCCCUUUGUCUUGUCUACCCCCAUGUUAUGAUAUCUAUAGCACGUCCAUCCUGUUCCUGGAGAAACUAAAUAUGCAUUGGUAAUUUGAUAUAUUCAAAUCCGUAUCACCUUAAUUGCUUUUUGGUUUAUAUUUGGUUAUUUUCGUGGUGCACCCUUAUUCCCAGACAGGGAUUCAGUCUUGUCAUUCAUAUGACAAACCACCCUACGUGUGGGUUUGCACAUAUCCCGAGUUCAUGCCAGAGUAAUGAGUGGUUUUCUGGCAGAAGGUUGGAAACAGUGCUUCAAUAAAUGGAUUUGAAUUUACUAAAUUUAUUGCAUAAAUAAAAGAGUAUAACUAGCUGUUGAGAGGACGAAUUUUUGCUGUGAACUAGCAAAGUACAAAUAUGUGGAUUGUACCAUCAUGAAGAAUAUCUGUGUGCAUGUGAACUGCUUUCAAAAUUAAUGCCUGUUUCUUUUUAGUUCCAUUUUGGUUCAAGUAAAUGACUUUUGUGACAUUACCUGUAGCUUUUGCUAAACAGCUGAGCUUUAUGUCUGCUUUUCUGUAGCCAGUUAUUUGCAAAUAUGGCACUGUUUGUAAAUUGGCAUUUGUGCUAUAUAGUUCAUGCACACCCCCACCCUCCACUCGCCCACAAAUCCAUACCUUUGCACCUACACCCCCACACAAAAUUGGUGCCUUCUAAUUCCUGUUAUGUUUUUCCCCCCAAAAACUACAAAAUGGGUUUUGUAGUGUUGAUGCAUGUAUUUUUAAGAGAUGUGUAUGUUUUUUAUGUGUUGCCCUGUUUGUCAGGUUCUUGGGUUUAGUGAAUACAUUGAGGAGGUUUAUGCUGCAUAUGAGCAACACAAGCUCGAGACUAUGGUAAUUGCUUCUCAUCCACAUUUAAGUUUUUGGCUUUAUGCAAGGCUGUGGUUUGGAAGACUGGAUGGGACCAAUCAAGAGAACUGUAAGAACUAGGAAGUGGUCCCUGGUCUGGAUGGUUCUACCAGCUCUUUUAAAAAACUGUUCAUUUUUUGAAGUAUGGAUGUUCUCGUUUGCUCUAAACCUUCUUUCAUCUUCUUGUCUUCUGAUGUCACAAUAUUAUGUGGGAUUUUCUUUCUCAUUUUUAUACACUUGCUUGCACACAAAUGAACAAGUGAGUGAUCAACAGGCCGCUGUUGUAUUUUUGACUUUCAACCCAUUUCUACCAACACUGGAAAUGGCUAAUUAUAUAUGAUUCUUGGUUUGGAAAUGCCAACAGGAUUCAUUGAAGGGUGGUAAAUGGAGCAAUGGAGCUGAGAUGACCGAGGAGGAAGCAUUAGCCGAGCAGCAGAGAAUGUUUGCAGAGGCCCGGGCAAGAAUGAAUGGAGGGGCUUCUGUUCCCAAACAACCAGAACUCAAUCCAAGUUUGCAGAGCUAACUUUUAGGGUUCUUAGUUUCUUUAUUCAUAGGCUAGCAUCCUUGAGUCUUCUAUAUGUGCUUCAGUUUCUUAUAUUUGUGUACAAAAUCUGUUGACAAGUGCCAUAGGCAUUCUGUGGAUUUGCCAUUUGUUUGUAUUUUUACGUCAGGGUUAUGUUUAUAACUUACUGUAAUUAAUGAGUGUUCCUACAAAUUGGACUUUUUUUCUCUCUUCACAAA
This is a messenger RNA of Malania oleifera, 3354 nucleotides long. Its product is annotated as protein Dr1 homolog. Lineage: Eukaryota; Viridiplantae; Streptophyta; Magnoliopsida; Santalales; Ximeniaceae. The transcript is spliced from 4 exons. Gene Ontology annotation, molecular function: protein heterodimerization activity. The record is from RefSeq and is a predicted model, not a curated record. Bases 525 to 1031 code for a protein of 168 amino acids.